AUGGACGCCAGCGUGCAGCACAGCGCUGCCGCUGUCAGGAGGAGCAAAGAGGACAGAAAAGUUCACCGUAAACAGUUAAGAGCCCGCCACACUUUGCUGAAACACGAAGGCAUCAGCACAGCGCCGCAGCCCACCAAGAGUUUGGUGGUGGCGAACGGCGGCCUGGGGAACGGCGUCACUCGAGAGCAGCUGUGUGCAGCGCUGACGGAGAUGGGCGAGCUGGAGGCGCUGAUCAUGCCCCCUCACAAGCCCUACGCUUUCGCCACCUACAGAUCGGAGGAGAGCGCUCUGAAAGCCCACCUCCACCUGAACGGGGGAAAGCUUCAGGGCGGAGCGACCAGCGUCACCCUCUACCUCAGCUACGUCACCGCAGUGACCUGUGAGGAGGAGGAGGCCGUUCCUCUGCCUGAGGGGUUGGUCCUGGUGGAGGACUUUGUUUCUCCGGAGGAGGAGGCUCUGCUGCUCGCCGCCGUCGACUGGUCGUCGCCUCAUGAUGAUGUCACCGCUCAAAAAGCUCUAAAGCACAGAAGAGUCAAACAUUAUGGUUUUGAGUUUCGCUACGACAACAACAACGUGGACAAAGACCGGCCGCUAGCUGCAGGUAUUCCUCAGGACUGUCUACCUGUGCUGGAGCGCUGUGUGAAGCAUAAACACAUCGACGUCCUGCCAGACCAGCUGACGGUCAACCAGUACGAGUCUGGGCAAGGCAUCCCUCCUCAUGUGGACACUCACUCUGCUUUUGAGGACUCCAUCCUGUCGCUGAGCCUGGGAGCAAAGACAGUGAUGGAGUUCCGUCAUCCCGACCGCCGGCUGGUUGCCGUGGUGUUGCCGGCCCGCAGCCUCCUGGUGAUGACGGGGGAGAGCCGGUACCUGUGGACUCACGGGAUUACUCCUCGGAGGUUCGACACGGUGCCGGCGUGCGACCCUCGAUCCCCGUCCCCUACGGCGCCUGAACGCAUCGCCGGCAAUCUCACUCUGAGCGAGAGGGGAACGCGAACCUCCUUCACCUUCCGCUCGAUCAGACGGGAACCCUGCUGCUGCGCCUUCCCCUCCGCCUGCGACAGCCAGGGAGCUCCUCCUCCUCCCUCUUCAUCACCGUCGCCGCCGUCUCCUCCCUCGCUGCCCAGUUGCCAUGCCGACGCCGCCCUCCUGGAGCAGGAGUACGUGCACCGGGUGUACGACGCCAUCGCCUCGGACUUCAGCGGCACUCGCCACUCCCCCUGGCCGCGCGUCUGCCACUUCCUGUCGGCGCUCCCGGCCGGCAGCGUGCUGGCCGACGUGGGCUGCGGCAACGGGAAAUACCUGGGCGUCAACCCGGAGCUGCUGGCAGUCGGCUGUGACCGCAGCGGCGCUCUCGUCCACAUCUGUGCUCAGAGAGGCUUCCAGGUGUUUGUGUCCGAUGCCCUCGCCGUCCCGAUGAGAACGUCGUCCUGCGACGCCGUCAUCUCCAUCGCCGUCAUACACCACUUCUCCACCAGGGAGCGUCGUCUGGCCGCGGUGAGGGAGCUGCUGCGGCUCCUGAAGCCGGGCGGUCGAGCCCUGAUCUACGUCUGGGCUUUCGAACAGGAGUUCAACCGGCAGCGGUCCAAGUACCUCCGAGAGCCUCCGGAGAACCGCGGUUCCCCCGCCGAGGACACGGAACCGGCCGCAGACCACCGGGAACCUCCCGGGACAUCAAGUACCCGGGAGGACGCCGCCGGUAAACUCGGCGUGCACACCAACCGAACGGCGUUCCACAGCCAGGACCUGCUGGUGCCCUGGCACCUGAAAGAAGGGAAGAAGCCAGCGGAGGAGGAAGUGAGAGACGGUGGGAAGAAGGAUAAAAGGAAAGGGAAACACACAAAGACUUCGGGGGACGCCUGCAGCUCCACUCCCACACGGGACUUGAACCCUGAUCCCAGAUCAGCUGAUUCCACCGCUCGGACCCCCGGCGCGGCUCUCGGCCCCGCGCCCGUUUUUCACCGCUAUUACCACGUGUUCCAGCAGGGGGAGCUAGAGAGGCUGUGUGGCCAGGAGGCCGGCGUCCGGGUGCAGAGCGGCUACCACGACCAGGGCAACUGGUGUGUGGUUCUCGUGAAGGACUGACCGCAAGGAUCCUUCACUUGUACAAUUUAAAGUGAAUAGACAAAUAUAAUAAAUACAGAUUUUUACCCGA
Messenger RNA from Pseudoliparis swirei, 2155 nucleotides. It is a transcript of the gene alkbh8, whose product is annotated as alkB homolog 8, tRNA methyltransferase. Gene Ontology annotation, cellular component: cytoplasm; nucleus. The record is from RefSeq and is a predicted model, not a curated record. Gene Ontology annotation, molecular function: S-adenosylmethionine-dependent methyltransferase activity; tRNA binding. Gene Ontology annotation, biological process: tRNA wobble uridine modification. The coding region runs from base 1 to 2085 and encodes 694 amino acids. The transcript has 12 exons. Lineage: Eukaryota; Metazoa; Chordata; Actinopteri; Perciformes; Liparidae.